This is a messenger RNA of Histoplasma capsulatum G186AR, 1523 nucleotides long. RefSeq lists its product as uncharacterized. The transcript has a single exon. The record is from RefSeq and is a predicted model, not a curated record. The coding region runs from base 418 to 1149 and encodes 243 amino acids. NCBI's taxonomy places the organism in Eukaryota, Fungi, Ascomycota, Eurotiomycetes, Onygenales, Ajellomycetaceae.
CAACAGGGCGCAAUACUUUUCCAUCUUCGAAAUAUAUCUAUUUGCCUUGGGGAUUCAACAAUUCCUUCAUCCCCCUUGAUACUCCAUACCCUCCUUUGCGAGAGUCCUGUUAUACCAUUCACGCUCCUUUAUGCUCACUACCAAAGACAAGACGACAGAGUCUCCUUCCAUAGUCCAAGAAUCGCGCCUUUUUUCUCUGUUAUAUCCACUCCCGCUUUGCACAGAGGAGCUGAAAGGAAACUCUCGGUUCGUACUGUGAGGAUGCGCGAAUAGCCAUUUCAAAGGUUUCUACCCGCCGUAGCGACCUUUUUGCGAUACCUGCGGGAAAUUCAACAAAGCUCGAAACGAGAGAGGCGCGAAAUACAUUCGUUGCGCAAACGAAACUUUUUUGCCUUAUUCUUCACCUAACGCUACGCAAUGCGUAAACAAUACUGGAUACCAUGCGCUCUCUUCGCCUUCCAAACACCAACAAUUACAGCCAUUUCUCUAGAAGACAUUCAACCGAUACAAUCAUUCCCUCCGCCAUGUACAGAAGUCUACACUUCCGAGAUUAGCAAUUGCACAGUCGACGAUUUCUCAACAGGCGCUUGCUCAGCAGCAUGUGUUGAGAGUCUGGAAUUUCUUACAGUUUCGCUGAAUAAAAAUUGCGUAGGCUCACAGGCACUAUCAGCGACCCUCAUCGGGCUAUUUUUUCAGGGGCUGGGUGUACAGACUCUUUGCCCCGCUGCUGCAGAGGGGCAAGAUCAGAACCUCACUUCAGCCCUUCCCUCAAAUACUCCUCCUGAGACAGAUACCAGGCGUCCGGGGACUACGCAAACACAGACGGAAGAGCCAGUCACAACACGAACGUUUACUGUGCAUCUCACCACUACUAGCGAAACAACAACUACCCUCUCGUCUCCUACCCCAAGCGAUUCGCAGACAUUAUCCCCACCACCCCCAACAACGGCAUCCAAUCCCGAGCCAACGCAAACGACUUUAAAGCCGUCUGCCACUAAAACCAAGGACCCGAAUAAGGACCCCUUUGGCGGCUUCGGGAACGCAAAUGAUAUCAUUGCUCCCAACCGGGCGGCGUCGACAAGCCAAUCCCUAAAUACGGUGAUGGGCAUUGCUGGAGUAGCGAUACUAUUAUCUAUGCAACUUGCAUGAAAAACGGUGUACCUACAGCAUCCUUGUUUGGCGGGGAGGGAUGUAAGUAUAGAUACCGAGAUAUAUAUUUACAUGUCAUGCACCACCAAAAAUGGCCCAUGAACUUAAGAGGGGGGAUAAGUGAAAUAUACGGUUAAUUAUAUUUUAAUUCUUUAUAUAUUGUUCGUCUAUAUAAGGAUCGUUUUAAUGGGCACAUUAUCAUUUUUAAUUUUGGAAUUCAGGCGUGGCUGUGCCGGGGAACGAAGAGCUGCAGGCUAUUUUGGGCAUGAUGGAAUUAGAGAGGGUACAGGCUAUCAGUACGGCGAAACAAUGAUCAUAUAUAUUCAAUAUUCAUGUUUGUGUGAUUUAGGAUACCCUAUUUCUUAUUUGCAUCU